Messenger RNA from Agrilus planipennis (emerald ash borer), 6361 nucleotides. RefSeq names its product transcription initiation factor TFIID subunit 1 (gene Taf1). Gene Ontology annotation, cellular component: transcription factor TFIID complex. The record is from RefSeq and is a predicted model, not a curated record. The coding region runs from base 326 to 5986 and encodes 1886 amino acids. Gene Ontology annotation, biological process: RNA polymerase II preinitiation complex assembly; DNA-templated transcription initiation; transcription by RNA polymerase II. Gene Ontology annotation, molecular function: RNA polymerase II general transcription initiation factor activity; histone acetyltransferase activity; RNA polymerase II general transcription initiation factor binding. Lineage: Eukaryota; Metazoa; Arthropoda; Insecta; Coleoptera; Buprestidae. The transcript is spliced from 31 exons.
UUAGAAAUUGUUCCCAUUCGAGGAAGAUACUGGUAUUAUGUAUGUAUAUAAAUAGAGAAAGGGGAGCACUGUUGUAUACAAUAAGAUCGAUAAAAUGUUAAAAAUAAAUAUUUAUUUGCCAACUUUACAUAGUUGCCCAAAGGCUGUAAUACAUAGUAAUCAAAAAGAAGAAUACGAGAUACCAAAAUUAUGGUAAUGUUCAGGUUAUGUUUAUGUGUGGUUAUAUUUUCAUAACAAAACAAAAUAGUUUUAUAAGAGGUGCUGCCCUUACUUUCAAAUUUUGUUAAAAGUUUAGCAAAACAGUCCAUAUAAUUAACUGAAUACAAUGGGUGACAAUAGUGAUGAUGAAAUAAACGAAUCGAAAGAUGAAAUGGAAAUAAAUUUAACAGGGUUUCUUUUUGGUAAUAUAAACGAAUCGGGGCAACUAGAAAGUGAUGUAUUUGAUUAUGAUACACAGAAACAUUUGAGUUCGCUUGGGAGGCUAGGAUUAGGAAAUCUUUUAAAGGAAAUGAUUGAAGAAGAACAUGAUUUUCAUAGUGAUGAUUCUCAAAAAUCACAAGGAGAGGGUAUCGAAGAAAAGUCUCCAAAUGGGAUAGAUUUCUCAGAUAUAAGUGAAUUAGCUGAUGACGACGAGGAAGGAAUAAAAAAAGAAGUAACUGACAAUGAAAAGAAUACAUCCAACAUUGAAAUCUCUAAUGUACAAGAACAAAAUGAUUCCCAUUUAAUGCCUCCACCUCCCAUACCAACAACAGAAGCAUCAUCAGAAAAUGUAAUUAAUGGAAAUGCAGAUAGUCAAUUAGGUAGCACUACAGAAAAAAAACUUGAUACUCCUUUAGCAGCAAUGUUGCCCUCAAAAUAUGCCAAUGUAGAUGUUACCGAGUUAUUCCCUGAUUUCAGACAUGGAAAGGUAUUGAGAUUUUCAAGACUCUUUGGGCCUGGAAAGCCAAGCAGUUUACCACAAAUUUGGAAAAGUGUUCAGAAACGCAGAAAGAAAAAGAAGCACAAGGAAACUAACGAUAACCUACAUGAUUCUGAUUCCCAGUCUGAUGAGGACAUUCAUAAUCAUAAAGGAUGGAAUUUUAACUAUGCACCUACUCCAGCUUCUGAGCAAUGGGAUUCUGAUGAUGAAGAGAAAUUUUUAAAACCUCUAGAAACAGGAUCAAAAGAUGUAAAACAAGAAACACCAACAAAAGACGAAACUGGUCCCAAGGUAGCCGAUUGGAGAUUUGGGCCAGCACAAAUCUGGUAUGACAUGCUAGAAGUCCCUGAAACUGGAGACGGUUUCAAUUAUGGCUUUAAAAUUAAAGACAACAAUGAAGAAGAUAAAGAAAAUCAACCUAAAGAAGGUGAUGUAUUUCCAGAUGAUGCUUUCCUCAUGGUCACCCAGUUGCACUGGGAAGAUGACGUUGUGUGGGAUGGAAAUGAUAUCAAACAUAAGGUCUUGCAGAAAUUAAAUUCCAAAACCAAUGCAGCUGGAUGGGUCCCCAGCAGUGGAAAUCGAACUGCACAAGCUUUUAGUCAGCCUGGCAAAAGCAAUUUACCAGGAAAUUCAACUCGCAUUGCUCCAACGUCAACACCCCCAUUGCCCAGUCAGAAAUCUAAAGGACAGAUGACAUUAGCUAUCCAGAAACAAAGAGAACAAGAACAAGAUGAUACCUGGUAUUCAAUUUUUCCAGUAGAAAAUGAAGAUCUUGUUUACGGACGAUGGGAAGAUGAAGUAAUAUGGGAUGCAGAAAGUAUGAAACAAAUUCCAAAACCAAGCAUUUUAACCUUGGAUCCUAACGAUGAAAAUAUUAUUUUGGGAAUACCAGACGAUAUUGAUCCAUCAAAACAAGUUGCAGGACAGGCAACUCCAGUAAAAGUCAAAAUACCUCAUCCUCAUGUUAAAAAAUCUAAAAUAUUACUAGGAAAAGCUGGUGUUAUAAAUGUAUUGCAGGAGGAUACUCCACCUCCUCCACCUAAAUCUCCAGAUAGAGAUCCAUUUAAUAUUUCCAACGAUGUUUAUUAUCAGCCUCGGUCAUCAGAAACAAUAUUGCGCUUAAAAGUAGGUGGUGGCAAUUUGAUUCAACAUUCCACACCAAUAGUCGAGCUGAGAGCGCCAUUUAUUCAAACUCAUAUGGGUCCAAUGCGUUUGCGCAACUUUCAUAGGCCGCCCUUAAAAAGGUUUUCGUUUGGACCACUUAGCGAUCCUGGUCCUCAUCCAGUUCUGCCUCUUGUCAAAUAUAUAAAAAAAAAAGCUAAACAACGAGAAGCGGAAAGAAUGGCAUCGGGUGGAGGUGACGUUUUCUUUAUGCGCACUCCUGAAGACUUAACAGGAAGAGACGGGGAUUUAGUAUUUGUCGAAUUUUGUGAAGAGCAUCCACCUCUAAUGAAUCAGGUUGGAAUGUGUUCUAAAGUAAAAAAUUACUAUAAACGCAAAGCUGGAAAGGACACGGGACCGUCACAGUUUAAGUACGGAGAAGUAGCAUAUGCUCACACUUCACCGUUUUUGGGAAUUCUUCACCCAGGACAGUCAAUACAAGCAAUUGAAAACAACAUGUACAGAGCUCCAAUUUACGAGCAUCAAGUUCCACAAACUGAUUUUCUCAUUAUAAGAACGCGUCAGCAAUAUUACGUCCGAGAAGUCGACGCACUUUUUGUUGCCGGUCAACAGUGUCCGCUAUACGAAGUACCAGGUCCCAAUUCAAAACGAGCUAACAAUUUCGUUAGAGAUUUUUUACAGGUAUUUAUAUACAGAUUGUUUUGGAAAAGUGCAGAUGUUCCCGGAAGAAUUAAGAUGGAUGACAUCAAAAAAGCAUUUCCUUCUCAUUCUGAGAGUAGCAUAAGAAAGAGACUAAAGUUAUGUGCUGAUUUUAAGAGAACAGGAAUGGAUUCUAAUUGGUGGGUUAUAAAGCCGGAUUUCAGAUUACCAUCUGAAGAAGAAAUUCGAGCAAUGGUUUCCCCAGAACAAUGUUGUGCUUAUUUCAGCAUGAUAGCGGCAGAGCAAAGACUGAAGGACGCGGGAUACGGUGAAAAAUUCCUCUUCACGCCAGCAGAGGAUGAUGAUGAAGAAAUGCAGUUAAAGAUGGACGAUGAAAUAAAAGUAGCCCCCUGGAACACCACUAGGGCUUAUAUUCAAGCCAUGAAAGGAAAGUGCCUACUUCAAUUAACAGGUCCUGCCGAUCCGACUGGCUGCGGCGAAGGAUUUAGUUAUGUUAGGGUGCCAAAUAAACCCACUCAAAGUAAAGAAGAGCAGGAGUCGCAGCCUAAGAGGACAGUAACAGGAACUGAUGCUGAUUUACGAAGAUUGUCCUUAAAUAAUGCCAAGGCAUUACUAAGAAAAUUUGGCGUCCCCGAAGAAGAAAUCAAAAAAUUGUCUCGUUGGGAAGUUAUCGAUGUGGUGCGAACUUUGUCAACUGAAAAAGCGAAAGCCGGAGAAGAAGGUAUGGAUAAAUUUUCAAGAGGAAAUAGAUUCUCUAUUGCGGAACAUCAAGAACGAUAUAAAGAAGAGUGCCAACGUAUAUUCGACUUACAAAAUCGAGUCCUGAGCAGCAAUGAAGUACUGAGUACAGAUGAAGGCGAAAGUUCAGACGAGGAUAGUGACGAAGAUAUUGAAGAAAUGGGAAAAAAUAUUGAGAAUAUGUUGGCAAAUAAAAAGACCAGUACACAGUUGUCAUUAGAAAGAGAAGAACAAGAACGCCAGGAAUUAAGAAAAAUGAUAAUGGAAGGCAGCGAAAACGAGAAAAAGAACAAAGAUAAGAAAAAAGAAGAUGAUGAUGGUCAAGAUCAAUCACAAUUUCCACAGCAAGGUCGCGUUUUAAAAAUUAUACGUACAUUUAGAGACCAAGAAGGUAAAGAGUAUACACGAGUUGAAACUGUACGUAAAUCUGCGGUCAUUGACGCCUAUGUAAAAAUUCGUACCACUAAGGACGAACAGUUUAUAAGGCAAUUCGCCACUUUAGACGAAGCGCAAAAAGAAGAGAUGAAACGGGAAAAGAGGCGUAUUCAGGAACAACUACGACGAAUUAAAAGGAACCAGGAAAGAGAAAGACUGGCUAUGAACCAAAGUCAUAAUCAACAACAGCAACCGCAACCCACUCCCGCAGCGUCGACUUUUGAAACAAGCAAAACAACAUUGGAAGAUGUAAGAAGUUCAACAAGCACACCUACUACUCAGCCAGCAACAAGUAAACCUGCUACUACAACACCUCCAAAAUAUCGAAGAAAAACGAAGUUAAAACCUGACCUUAAAUUAAAAUGUGGAGCUUGUGGUAAUGUAGGUCAUAUGAGAACGAAUAAGGCAUGCCCACUAUAUCAAAAUUCCGGCACAGCACCUCCAGUCAACGUUGCUUUAACUGAAGAACAAGAAGAAGAAAUAGAAAAACAACUUAACACGGAUGAUGAAGACUUAGUUAAUGUUGAUGGUACAAAAGUUAAACUGUCAGGAAAACUUCUGAAGCAUGCUGAAGAGAUGAAACGUCGAACUUUAUUAUUAAAGGUACCAAAGGAUGCUAUGAGUUCUCGUAAACGCAGAAGAGGAAAUUCUGAUUUGCACUGCGAUUACUUAAAGAAGCAUAACCGACCAGCAAAUCGUCGUAGAACAGAUCCAGUGGUUGUUCUUUCUACUAUUCUCGAAUCAAUUUUGAAUGAACUUAGAGAUAUGCCAGAUGUUCAACCUUUUCUGUUUCCCGUCAAUUCAAAGCAAGUGAUCGAUUAUUACAAUAUAAUUCAACGUCCUAUGGAUCUUCAAACAAUAAGAGAGAAUCUACGUCAAAAAAAAUAUCAAAGUAGAGAAGAAUUUCUUGCAGACAUUAAUCAAAUUGUCGAAAAUUCCAGCCUUUACAAUGGACCGAAGAGUAGUCUUACAGUAGCGGCACAACGGAUGCUUAAUAAAUGUAUCGAGCGCCUAGGAGAAAAAGAAGAAAGAUUAAUGCGCUUAGAAAAAGCUAUUAAUCCUCUUCUCGAUGAUAACGAUCAAGUUGCUCUGACAUUUAUUUUGGAUAACGUUAUCAAUACCAAACUGAAGACAAUGUCGGAAUCCUGGCCUUUCCUCAAACCAGUAAACAAAAAAAUGGUCAAAGACUAUUACAACAUCAUCAAAAGACCAAUUGAUUUAGAAACAAUAUCCAAAAAAGUUGCUGCGCAUAAAUAUCACAGCAGACAAGAGUUUUUGAAUGAUGUCCAGCAAAUUUUGGAGAACUGUGUAUUAUACAAUGGCAAAGAAUCAGUUUUCACACAGAAAGCAGAAGUAUUAGUAAAAGUUUGCAAAGCAACCUUAGAUGAGUAUGAUGAACAUCUCACUCAGUUGGAAAGCAAAAUUUCUUUAACCCAAGAAAGGGCAUUACAAGAAGAUGAUAAUACGUGGAUGGGAGGAGAUGAUGAAAACUAUACCAUUGCUGAACCAGAUAGAACUAGUCAAGCAAGUUCACCAGAGAAUAUGUUUAUUACAAAAAGUCAUGUGGAAGAUUAUGAUUAUGUAGAUGUUGAAGGUGUAAUGACACCAAUGAUGGACCCUUCAAGUCCUCCAUUGAAAAUGCGUAAAAUCCGAGGAAGACCCAAGAAAAAAACAACUGCGACUUUGGAAGAAGAUCUACAAUUUUCAAGUGAAGAAGAAUUGGAUGAAGUACCUUUGCACGAAUUUGAAUCCGAAAAAAGUGGCAUAUUAAUUUCAGCAGAUUUGCCUGAACCAGGAGCAGACAAUGAUAGUCAACAAGUGGCCGAAGCCAUGGUACAGCUUGGGAAUAUGGGAUAUUACCCACCAAAUGAAGAGGAAAGUUUAGAUGUGGAUCCUAAUUAUGACCCUUCUGAUUUUCUCAUGGGAGGAUUACCUUUACGGAAAACAGAAGAAGUCAAAAUGGAGGAACCAAAGAUGGAAGAGGAAGAAAGAGUUGCUAAAAUACAUGAUGACUUAGCGGUUAGUGAAAGUGAUGAUGAAGGGGCCAAUAUAUCAACAUCCAUAACGGGACAAGGACAAGAUGAAGAUGAUGCUGGCGAUUUAUGGUUUUAAAUCUUAAUUCUCCUUACGUCAAUUUUGAAUUGCAGCAGUGUGCUACUAUUGACUUCGUUUAUUUUGGUUGUUUAAUUUGUUAAAAUCUUUAAUUUAUUAUAUAUACCGUUUAAAAUUAUUUAGAAUAUACGAUAAUUUAGAACUUAUAAUUUAGUAUUAAAAUUAAACGCAAAACAGUAACAAAAAAUGUGAACUUGAGUGCGACCGGGAAGUCAUACAACUUCCCAGUGGAAACAAUAAAAAUACCAUGUGUUCUAUUAUCAUUACUUUUAUUAUUGUUACAUUAUUGCUGUAUAUUCGUAUACUUUUCUUAUCAUAUUUUUUAUACGUAUGUUCCUAACAUACAAUAAUAUUACUCAGCAUCAGAAGAUGUUU